GGGAAUGCAGAGAUGGGUCCCGCGCGGGAACCGGGUACAGUUGAACAUGUUGGGCCACGGGAACCCGAAAGCGCUCAUCACCGGAAGACAACCGUCCCUCACAGCCUCGCACAGCCCACGGCAGGGGCGCACCGCCCCCUCCGGUAGGCACACCGGGGCGAAGAGCGAGCACAAGAACUUCUUGGUAUCCCGGUGGCAGAGUUUGGAGACCAACGGUAGCCACGCGGCCGACUGCUGCUGGGCUUCUUUUAACGAGUCGUGCCCCAGCAGGUUGGGAAGCCGCAUCUCCCGGUAACCGACGCCGUGGCACAGAGAAAGUGUGCUGGGGAUGGGCUUACACACCGAGCGAACCGUGGAGGACCCUGACGUGUAUAAGCCGCUGAUUCCCCACCCGAACCCAGACAGCAAGCCCCUCAACAGUACAGAAUGGAGCUCCGCCAGUGUACCCUCAGCCCGCACAGACGAACAGGCCUUACUCACAUCCAUCCUUUUCAAGACAGCCCUGAACAUCAUUGAUGUCUCGGCUGCGGACUCUCAAGGCAUGGAGCAGCAUGAGUAUAUGGAUAAAGCUCGGCAAUACAGUAUAAAACUGGCCUUGUUGAGUAACAGUCUGUCUCAGAAGAAGCCCCUCCCUCUCCCUUCCCUCACCAGCCAGCCACACCAAGUGCUCGCUAGUGAUCUGGUGCCAUACUCUGAUGUACAACAGGUGUCCAAGAUAGCUGCCUAUGCUUACAGUGCAAUCUCUCAGAUCAAGGUGGACGAUAAAGAAGAACUAGUGGUUCAAUUUGCCAUCCCCUGAUCUACCCUCUAUAAUACCCCCCUGUCCAGUCUCCCAUGCCCGACCCUGCACCCUGUGUCUCAGUCCUUGUGCUACCCAGCUAUGUGACUAGCAACCUGCUGCUACAGCUGAGGAUUAUGACAACCAGAUCUCCCCUGCUGAGAGGGUUAACUUGAUCUGCUUGACCUACCUCCCCCUUGACCUUUCAAAGCCAUCAUUCAUCCUUCCUUCACGAGGGGUGUCAAGGAAUUUUAAAAUUAAUCGCAGUAUAACGAUAAUGGCUGUCUUUUUUUUUUUGUCAUUUUAAAGUAUCUUGUUUUGAAGAGUGACUGAGUCUAAUGACUAAACAGUUAGCUAGCUGCGUGGCAUGGCUAGACUGUUCUGGCUCUGCCUUUUCAGGAGUAGCUGUCCUCGUCUGUUUUGCAGCUACGGCAAUGUACUAACUAACCACAGCUAGGAAGAGGGUGAUGCUGUUGUUCUGACACUGUGAACCCGUCACCCAGAACACACAUCUCACCCCUCAUGUCAUCAAUACAAAUAUCUAGAAAGAGCAAUCACUAUAGUUUUCCAUAUCUUUGUUGGAAUCCUUAGAUUGACCUAAUGUAGUAAGACAGAACUGGGUUGGGUAGGUUUAAAAACAACAGGGACUUAGAUUCUAUAGUGGAACGAAUGGUCAGUCUUACUUUGAGAUCUGCUCAUGCUGAUAGAGUGCAGGGGCGAAUGGGGGGUGGGGGACAGGUGUGGGAAUCCACAUUGUUUUCUCUGCCUCUGAUUUCUAGCAGAAAUGUGCUUCCUCCUAGCACUUCAAUCAUUUAGCUGGCAGUCCUUGGAUUCGUAUCUUUUAGAUUUCACAGAAACAAUAGAUGGGGGUAGGGCUUAGUGAAGGUAGGGGUCGAGGUGGAUGGGUCAUGUUCAGGGGCUUGUAAUGUAAAUUAAUCAGUUAAGUGUUUAUACCUUCUAUGUACAGAUUUGUGACUCUGUCAAAAGCAACAAAUGGAUUCUAUGCACCUCCCCUUUGUAGAGCGUCUGUUGGUCAGGAUUGGCUAAAGCUCCAAUGGGGCGGUUUUUGGAGCCAAUCAAAACUAAGGAUACAGAAACCCAGUUUUUAUGACAAGAACCCCUAUUAACAUCCAAGUUUGUUCGAUUUUUAAACAAAACAACAGCUUGUUAUGAGUUACUUAAAUGAACCUAGAAAAUAACAUCUAUCAUGGCAGUUUGGGAUAAACAACCAUAACCUUGGUAUCCUCAAUUAAAACGAUCAAGAGGUGUUAGUGAUUUAUUUAUGUGGGGGUCAUUAAAGUGAUGAUCUGGAAGGCUGUGUCCACAAGACCUUUCAUUUUGACUUUUUGCAGUGUGCUGAGAACAGUACGUUUGUUUUCGUUAUUUCAACGUGUAAUAUUACUGGGACUACAUUGUUAAUUUCUUAGGCUAGUACCAAAACGUUUAAGAUAUUCUGUUACACCCCCCCCCCCCCCCUCCCCCCAUUUAAUUAUGUAAUGCAUUAAAGACGUUCAACAAUG
Messenger RNA from Oncorhynchus kisutch (coho salmon), 2298 nucleotides. Its product is annotated as ragulator complex protein LAMTOR1. Gene Ontology annotation, molecular function: molecular adaptor activity; guanyl-nucleotide exchange factor activity. The transcript is spliced from 5 exons. Gene Ontology annotation, biological process: cellular response to amino acid stimulus; lysosome organization; endosomal transport. The coding region runs from base 329 to 799 and encodes 156 amino acids. NCBI's taxonomy places the organism in Eukaryota, Metazoa, Chordata, Actinopteri, Salmoniformes, Salmonidae. The record is from RefSeq and is a predicted model, not a curated record. Gene Ontology annotation, cellular component: membrane raft; lysosomal membrane; late endosome membrane.